Astyanax mexicanus (Mexican tetra) is the source of this 2499-nucleotide messenger RNA. RefSeq names its product butyrophilin subfamily 3 member A1. The record is from RefSeq and is a predicted model, not a curated record. Gene Ontology annotation, molecular function: protein binding. NCBI's taxonomy places the organism in Eukaryota, Metazoa, Chordata, Actinopteri, Characiformes, Acestrorhamphidae. The transcript has 9 exons. Bases 866 to 1600 code for a protein of 244 amino acids.
AUUAGUAAAACGUAGCCCUUACUUAGCGUGUUGGCUUUAGUGGUGACAUGCCCUAAAGUCUGAAUAGCUGUUUUUUUUCUGUGCAGUAGGUGGGGCUAUGCUACUGUUUCAAUGGCUUGACAUUUUUUUAUUGACUAAUUCAUGGAAAACAUAAAAAAAUAUAUAAUGAAGGCAGCGUCUAAAAUUCUUAAGACAUCCUGUGAAAAUUACACUGUUUGCUCCAGUUUUAGCUAGAUAUAGUCCUGACUGCGUUUAAAGUGUCAGUAUAAAAAAAUAUAAUUUAAGGCAUCUGAAAUGUGUGAGUGAGUAGUAGCUAGGUUAACAAGCUAGCUAGCUAAUCUUAGUUGUCAUAGCAACCCUGUUUGGUGUUUUCGUUUGCCAGUGAGAAAUGUAACUUGUAAACUAGCUAGCUGGCUACAAAGUUAUCUACAGCACCUUACAGCUUUUAUUUUAUGUAAUAGAACCUGGUUAUAUUUUUUACCAAGAUAUUUAUUUUGUAAAAUAUGUAAGGAUGCAUAAUUUUGGACAAAUGCACGUUUUUUAGCGCUGCUUUAGCUUGUUAGCAGCUAGCUAACUGCAUGAACUAGCACUGAAAUUAGCUAACAUCAACCUAACAGCAUUAUAAGAAAAAAUACUGACUAGCGUUGCCAGUGAUUUGGUUAACCUAAAUCACAUUAUUUUGUUUCCAGGCAUGCGAUGCAACCUUGAAACUGUAGGAGAAGUAAGCAGAAUAAUGCAGCACAGGAUUCACAACACCGUGUGCAGAAUAGAGAAGUUGGAAGUAGGUGAGUAGAUAGGCUGGAGAAAUGUAAUAUAUAUUGCGUGUUUUCUGAUACUGAAAGUCAACACCGAAGCCACAAUUACCAUGCGGAGGAGCAGAUUUAUAAUUCUCAUCACUAUCAGCGUUGUGAUUAUACUUAUUCUGCUUGGUGCAGUAGUCAUCACUGCUUCUAAGGUGGUGGAAUUGAACAGUCUGCUUAAUCCAGGUUUGACAGAGACUCAGAAGGAGUUUCCCAGUCUGUCAAGAAGAGGAGGUGUGGUUCCAGAUCAAGUGUGGCACUGGAUCGUCAGUGCUAAAGUUAAAAUGGUGUUUAACCCUAAAUCUGCUCACGCUCUCCUCAGAGUAAGCAAUGAUGGCAAGCGUCUUCAUCAAGCCUUCCUCAGCAGUCCUCCCCGAGUCCCGACAGCUGAGACAUAUCGGAGGUGUAUCUGUGUUUCAUCAAAGGCCCUCCUCAGCACAAGGGUUUAUUUUGAACUUCAGGUGACACAGACUGUCCCCUGGACUGUGGGGUUCCGUACAGCAUCUUUUGAUGCUGAUCACAUUCCUGAUUUUUUUUCUGAGUUUGGCAUCUGGACAAUUGCAUCAGCAGAUGGUAAAAUAGUCAUCAAUGAUGGGAAGCCCACUCCCACACUUUAUGUCACACCGACUCGAGUUGGACUGUACCUGGAUUACAAGCAUGGUCAGAUAUCCUUCUAUGAUGCAGUGACUAAGUUCCACCUCUAUACAUAUCUUGUCAGCUUCAAAGAAAAGCUUCUGUUUUAUGCGGCUGUUGAUGUUAGGGCAGAAGAGACCCAUGGUGCAUUUAUUAUUUUUUCCUAAUUAGUUCUUAAUUAGACGACUGAUUUAGUGUUAGCAGUCAGUGCUGAAUGUCAGCUGUUGCUGCAAUUGUUCUUUAUUAUUUCUACACUUAAUUUAUUUGCCCAGCAUUGCAUCAAUUAAAAUUACAGAAACUUCUGCAAUACACUUAAAAUAAAGGUGAAAAACUACUAUUUUUGUUUGCAUCAGAACCAUAUUAUAAGACCUGAAUUUAAAUAUUUUUCCCAUUUACUUUAAUUUUGCACCUCUUUGACGAUAUUGACAAUCUAAAUUCAUAAAACUUGAUUUCAUUUUCCCUAGAAUCUCUAGAAUCUCUUUUGUACUUACUUACACUUAAAUAUUAAAUUUAUAUGUUUAAAUACAAUGACUAUUUUAAAAUCUAAGAACGUAUUUACCCAUAUGAUAAAUUAUAUUCUAAAGUUCACAGAAUAACAUACAUGGUAAGAUAUGCUUACCACGAUAAUGUAUGUAUAAUAUAUAUGUAUAAAUCCUGGGUAAUACCUAGGAAGCUAGUUGUAUUGUUACCAUCAAAUGUCAUCAGAUGUUCCCAGUCAUUAGGGUAUAGUGCUCUGCAGAGUAAGCUACUGUAGCUCAUCCCAGCUUUUGCUUGAAGUGAUCUAACUUUAAACUGACAGUCUGUAAGUUUUUGUUGAGAAUGUGUAAUUGCACCUAAGAUGCUAAAAGUAUUUGUAAAUCAUCUGAUGGAGCUGUCUAAAUAAAUAUUAACCAAAUUCUCCUCAGCAUUUCCCAUUGGCUCCUUUGAAUUUGCAUUUUUAUUUUCAGUUGUUUCAAAUGCUAGUAAGACCCAGGUGCAAAUAGUGACUCCCAGUGUGUUUAAACCAUUCCACUGAAUGGUUGUAAUUGUCUUGUUGUAACUUCCAAAUUAAACUUUUUUUUUUUAA